UGCUGAUAACCCGUUUUCGGGUGUCGCAUCAUGAAAUAUUCCAGUAUAUAUAUAUCUAAAUAUAUAUUGGACGCCCAUGUUAUUUCACAACCAUCAAAUGCAUGGAUUAAGCAAGACUGAACAUGACUCAGUGACAGUUACAAUAGACUGUGCAGGUAACUGAAGCGGAUAAAUAUAUAGCCAUUAUUGGACUGCAGCAAACACGAUCGACGGCGCAUAGUGUGUGAUGUAGGGAUGUUUCGCUUGUCAGAGCAGUUCUACGUACAGAUAUAGGUUUAUCUCUGAAGGUAAGAUUACAGAGACAACAUGGCCAAUCCAUUGAAACUCAACACAUAUGCAGCAAGUCAACAGGCUCAGUCAGGCAGCUCUACUGAUACUCCUCCCUCCCCAUUUACUAAGAGUAUAGACGAUAGGUUUCUAACAUGUCCGAUUUGUUACGAGAUGUACAGUCAGCCCAGAUGCCUGCCGUGUCUCCACAGCUACUGCCAUCAUUGUCUAGACUCCUACAUACGAUCCCAGGAACCUUCUCAAAUGCGGAGGAAGAAGGGCUUUCCUUGUCCAAUGUGCAAACAGUUUCACUUUGUGAAAAAAUGGGUGAAGCCUUUAGACGAAUGGGUUGAAGAGUUUCAGAAGAACUUCCUUAUUCAGAAUAUGAUCGACUGCCUUCAUCCUAAGACGAAACCAAACACCCCUACUCCAUUGGCCGGAAUCAGACCUUCAGUAGAGGCUGUUCAGCCGUACACCCCAACGGUUCCUCAAAGACCAUCUCCUUCAGCUCCACCACUGUCGGAGUAUGACCCACCAACUGAGCAGGGCAGUUACAGCUCACCGUUUGGUCAAAGCAACAGCUCAUCCGGUUAUUUAGCACACCAAGGUGAAGGUCUCCGUCCGUCCACUAGUGUUUUUGAUGUAUCAGCCUUGCAUACCGUCUCCGGGAAUCCCAUGAACGCAAGGAGCUCCAGUUCGAAUGACUUAACCAGGGGCGAGGAACCUGUUUUAUAUGUAGAUGCAUUCACAAUGCUGAGAGUGGACACCUACACGAGACUCUAUGAUAAUAGCAGCUUCUCAGAUGUAUGUUUUCUUCCCAAAGCAAAAACUAUCGUUUUGACGGACUACAACAAUAAUUCAGUUGUACUUUUCAGCAGUUAUUUCAUAGGCAAUAGAGACUCCACCAAGGUCAAGGUUAAAGGCAGACCAUGCUCUGUUGCCCUGUUGAAUGAAACAGAAGACUGUAUCGUAGUCAAUCUCCAGCAUAAGUGUCAAAUAUUCUUCAUUUCGAUCCCUGGAUUAAGCAUCCUGAAAGUCUUAAAGACUCAGCGUAACUAUGAGAGUGUCUCGAUGUCGGCACCCAACACUCUUCUAACAGGAACUUCAGCAGAACCAGCUAGAAUAGAUCAGAUUGAGAUUGAACAUGUUUUCUUGGACGUGUUAUCCCACAAGUUUCUGGUUACAAAGGACAGGCUUUGCAGGACGAUCUUAAGACCAAAUCACAUUUGUGCCUUAACGGAAGACACGUUCGUGGUCUCAGAUUCAGCAAAAAAGAGCCUGAUCGGAUUUCAUAUAGAAACAGAGUAUGGAACAAAAGUCGGCAAGAAAUUCUUCUCCCUCGCACCAACACGUGACCGGAAGUUUCGGAGUCUUGGUGGGAUGUGCUGUAACGUUGGUGCCGGCAGCUUCUACGUGGUUGACUACGGUGGCAAUGCGGUGUAUCAGAUAUUUCCCGGGGACACAAUAAUAUGUGAAAAGGUCCUUUGUCAGAGCCAUGGAAUUAAAAAACCAUCCUCGGUGUGCUUAGGCCCAAAUGGUGCCCUGUGUGUGGUUGACUGGGAAGGGGGUAUCUCCUUGUUCAGACAAAGGCCCCGUGAGACCUCGGCGUAAGUCAACUGCUAUGUCUCGUCACCUAUACUUCCGGUACGGACAUGCUUACCGUUUUCACGAACACCUGGUGUCAUCACAGAUUUUCAGUGAUCCAUGCAUAUCAUUACCACUGCUAUUUUGCUUUUUACGCACAGUGCAAUAUGUUUCGGCAAAUUAUUGAAACUAAUUGUUGUCCGACGUUGCCGUUCAUACUAUUGUCCUAUAUGAAGCAAGUCAAGAUUUCCUGAAUGAGGGGCGCGGUGGGGUAGCCUAGUGGUUUAAGCGUUCGCUCGUCACGCCGAAGACCAGGGUUCGAUUCCCCACAUGGGUACAAUGUGUGGAACCCAUUUCUGGUGUCUCCCGCUGUGAUAUUAAUUAAAUUAAAUGUAGUUGUUUGCUUUUAGCAACCUCAUAUUUUUGCAUAUUUCAGAGACUUAGCUUUAGUCUCGUGAAAGACCUGAUUGGUUGCACAGUCUUUCAUAAAUUAGCCUCCAUGGGUAUGUUGUACUACAUAAUUCGUUAUUAAAACCUCUCAUGGUA
Messenger RNA from Haliotis rubra (blacklip abalone), 2397 nucleotides. RefSeq lists its product as uncharacterized. The record is from RefSeq and is a predicted model, not a curated record. Gene Ontology annotation, biological process: positive regulation of DNA-templated transcription. Bases 307 to 1878 code for a protein of 523 amino acids. Gene Ontology annotation, molecular function: ubiquitin-protein transferase activity; metal ion binding. NCBI's taxonomy places the organism in Eukaryota, Metazoa, Mollusca, Gastropoda, Lepetellida, Haliotidae. The transcript has 2 exons. Gene Ontology annotation, cellular component: nucleoplasm; chromatin.